GAACACACCUUGAACGUAGCACCAAUGUGCCUCGCAUGCUACCAACACAUUGCUCGGCUUUUUGCUAGUUUGUUCACAGCAUGUGAAGACAGAGUGGCAACAUGUCGGAAUAAGGAUAGAUUAAAAGUUUAAUUAAUUGUGCGAAAGGUUGUAUAGCAAUAGCUAUCAAAAUGGUGAAGGAACAAUUCAGAGAGACAGAUGUGGCGAAGAAAAUAAGCCACAUCUGCUUUGGGAUGAAAUCUGCAGAACAGAUGCGAAAGCAGGCCCACAUCCAGGUGGUCAGUAAAAAUCUGUACAGCCAAGAUAACAAACGCACUCCUUUGCCUUAUGGAGUGUUGGACCACCGAAUGGGAACCAGUGAGAAAGACAGACCAUGUCUGACAUGUGGGAAAAAUCUGGCCGAUUGUUUAGGACAUUACGGCUACCUGGAUUUGGAGCUGCCCUGCUUUCAUGUCGGCUACUUCAAAGCAGUUAUUGGGAUUUUGCAGAUGAUCUGCAAGACAUGUUCGAGUAUAAUGCUGACCAAAGAAGACAAGCAGCAAUUCAUGGAUUACUUGAAACGGCCAAACUUGGCCUACCUGCAGAAACGAGGGCUGAAGAAGAAGAUCUCUGAUAAAUGCCGCAAAAGGACAAUUUGCUUGAACUGUGGCGCUUUCAAUGGAUCUGUGAAAAAGUGUGGCUUGCUUAAGAUCAUCCACGAGAAGUAUAAAACAACCAAAAAGGUGGUGGAGCCCUUCGUGUCUGAUUUUCUGCAGUCCUUUGAUAUUGCCAUUGAGCACAACAAACUAAUGGAGCCUUUAUUGCCCAGAGCACAGGAAAAUUUGAACCCUCUGGUUGUUCUCAAUCUAUUUCGGAGAAUUCCUGCAGAAGACAUCCCUCUGCUGUUGAUGAACCCAGAGGCGGGGAAACCCGCAGAUCUCAUUAUCACCCGUCUGCUCGUGCCGCCUCUCUGCAUCCGACCGUCAGUGGUCAGCGAUCUGAAGUCGGGCACCAAUGAGGACGAUCUGACCAUGAAGCUGACGGAGAUAAUCUUCCUAAAUGAUGUCAUCAAAAAGCAUCGAAUGACUGGAGCAAAAACCCAGAUGAUAAUGGAGGAUUGGGACUUCCUGCAGCUGCAGUGUGCCCUUUACAUCAACAGUGAACUUUCUGGCAUUCCCCUCAACAUGGCACCUAAAAAGUGGACCAGAGGCUUUGUGCAAAGACUAAAGGGCAAACAAGGUCGAUUCAGAGGAAACCUCUCAGGAAAAAGAGUGGACUUCUCUGGAAGAACUGUCAUUUCCCCUGACCCAAACCUAAGGAUUGAUGAGGUUGCUGUCCCUGUUCACGUGGCUAAAAUCCUGACAUAUCCAGAGAAGGUAAACAAAGCCAAUCUGGAACUAAUGAGGAAACUCGUUCGUAACGGCCCAGACGUUCACCCCGGAGCCAACUUUAUCCAGACUCGUCACACACAGAUAAAAAGAUUUUUGAAAUACGGGAACCGUGAAAAGAUAGCUCAGGAGCUGAGGAUUGGUGACGUGGUGGAAAGACAUCUAAUCGAUGGAGACAUCGUCCUCUUCAAUCGACAGCCUUCUCUGCACAAACUCAGUAUCAUGGCUCACAUAGCUAAAGUCAAACCACACAGGACGUUUCGGUUUAACGAGUGCGUGUGCACGCCGUACAAUGCCGACUUUGAUGGCGAUGAGAUGAAUCUCCACCUGCCUCAGACUGAAGAAGCCAAAGCCGAAGCCCUGGUCCUGAUGGGGACUAAAGCUAACCUUGUUACACCAAGAAAUGGCGAGCCUCUGAUUGCUGCUAUUCAGGACUUCCUGACAGGUGCGUACCUGUUGACGCUGAAGGACACCUUUUUCGAUAGGUCGAAAGCCUGCCAGAUCGUUGCAUCGAUACUUGUGGGGAAAGAUGAAAAAAUCAGGAUCUCUCUCCCUCGCCCUGCUAUAAUAAAGCCAAUUGCCUUGUGGACAGGUAAACAGAUCUUCAGUGUCAUUUUGAAGCCAAGUAAAGAUUGUCCUGUCAAUGCAAACUUGCGGACCAAAGGCAAACAGUACUGCGGCAAAGGAGAGGAUCUCUGCCACAACGACUCAUUUGUGGUGAUUCACAACAGUGAGCUGAUGUGUGGAAGCAUGGAUAAGGGCACCCUGGGGUCCGGCUCAAAGAACAACAUUUUCUACAUCUUGCUAAGAGACUGGGGACAGCUGGAGGCUGCCAACGCCAUGUCCCGCCUGGCGCGACUCGCUCCGGUCUAUCUUUCCAACAGAGGCUUCUCUAUAGGAAUCGGUGACGUGACUCCCGGGACGGGUUUGUUGAAGGCCAAACAGGACCUGCUGGACGACGGCUACAGGAAGUGUGAUGAAUACAUCGAAGCUCUGCAGACGGGCAAGCUGCAGCAGCAGCCCGGGUGCUCGGCAGAGGAGACCCUGGAGGCUCUCAUCUUGAGAGAGCUUUCUGUGAUCAGAGACCGAGCUGGCAGUGCCUGUCUGAGGGAGCUUGAUAAGAGUAACAGCCCCCUCAUUAUGGCUCUCUGUGGUUCCAAAGGGUCCUUCAUUAACAUCUCCCAGAUGAUCGCCUGUGUGGGUCAGCAGGCUAUAAGUGGCUCUCGAGUCCCGGAUGGUUUUGAAAACCGCUCCUUGCCCCACUUUGAAAAACACUCAAAACUGCCUGCUGCCAAGGGUUUUGUGGCCGACAGCUUCUAUUCUGGUCUGACGCCCACCGAGUUCUUCUUUCACACCAUGGCCGGUCGAGAGGGUCUGGUGGACACUGCUGUCAAAACGGCAGAGACUGGAUACAUGCAGAGGCGUCUGGUGAAGUCUCUCGAGGAUCUGUGCUCUCAGUAUGACCUGACGGUGCGCAGCUCCACCGGUGACAUCAUCCAAUUUAUUUAUGGGGGCGAUGGCCUGGAUCCGGCUGCGAUGGAAGGAAAGGAUGAGCCGCUGGAGUUUAAGAGAGUUCUGGACAAUAUUAGGGCGGUCUACACUUGCCCAAGUGAGCCGGCCCUCAGUCAGAACGAGCUCGUCCUCACUGCUGAUGGCAUCAUGAAAAAGGCGGACUUUUUGUGCUGCAGAGACAGCUUCUUGGAGGAGAUAAAGAAAUUUAUAAAGACCAUGUCAGAGAGGAUCAAGAAGACCAGAGACAAGUAUGGCAUCAAUGAUAACGGGACUACUGAGCCAAAGGUUCUUUAUCAGUUGGACCGAAUUACCCCAACCCAACUCGAGAAGUUUUUAGGAACCUGCAGAGACAAGUAUAUGAGAGCUCAGAUGGAGCCAGGUUCAGCAGUUGGAGCUCUCUGCGCCCAGAGCAUCGGAGAGCCAGGCACUCAAAUGACACUGAAAACCUUUCACUUCGCUGGCGUGGCGUCGAUGAAUAUCACUCUGGGGGUGCCUCGCAUCAAAGAAAUUAUUAACGCUUCCAAGAAUAUAAGCACCCCUAUAAUCACGGCUCACUUGGACGUGGAAGACGACGCAGACUUUGCCCGGCUGGUGAAGGGGAGAAUUGAGAAAACGCUUCUGGGAGAGAUUUCAGAGUACAUUGAAGAGGUUUUCCUCCCGGAUGACUGCUUCAUCCUGGUGAAGCUCUCUCUGGAGAGAAUAAGGCUGCUCCGGUUGGAGGUGAAUGCGGAAACGGUGCGGUACUCGAUAUGCAUGUCGAAGCUGCGAGUGAAGCCCAGCGACAUCGCCGUGCACGGUGAGGCGGUGGUCUGCGUGUCGCCACGGGAGAACAACAAAAGCUCCAUGUAUUACGUUCUGCAGUCGUUAAAAGAAGAACUUCCAAAGGUGGUGGUUCAGGGGAUACCUGAAGUUGCCCGAGCCGUCAUUCACAUCGACGAGCAAAGCGGAAAGAACAAAUACAAACUCCUGGUUGAAGGCGACAACAUGAGAGCUGUCAUGGCAACGCAUGGUGUCAACGGGAGCCGGACCACCUCGAACAACACGUAUGAGGUUGAAAGGACUUUGGGUAUUGAGGCUGCAAGAUCCACUAUCAUUAAUGAGAUUCAGUACACCAUGGUGAACCACGGCAUGAGCAUCGAUCGCCGUCACGUCAUGCUUCUGGCAGAUCUCAUGUCCUACAAGGGGGAGAUCCUGGGAAUCACCAGGUUUGGACUAGCCAAAAUGAAGGAGAGUGUCCUCAUGCUGGCCUCGUUUGAGAAAACAGCCGACCACCUCUUUGACGCCGCCUACUUUGGACAAAAAGACUCCGUCUGCGGCGUGUCAGAGUGCAUCAUUAUGGGAAUUCCAAUGAAUAUCGGAACGGGACUGUUUAAACUCCUACACAAGGCUGACAAGGAUUCCACUCCCGUCACCAGGCCGCUCCUCUUUGACAACGCAGACUUUCAUAUACCUCUGUUCACAUAGCAACAACAAAAGAAACAGCACGAAAUAUUCAUACCGUCUUCAGAGAGACGGUAUGAAUAUCUUACUACAAGUGCCCGCUGUGAGUUUGAUUUUGUUUUUGUUUUUUUGUUUUUGUUUUUGUUAGGGUUCUGACAAAGAAUAAUAUUCUUUUUUUGGCAUCAGUGCCUGAUGUCACCACUGUGAGACUGCUGCUUUUCAAACUUGUCAGCAAGUGAUAAAUGGUAAUAUUUUUUAUUUUUAUUUUUGAUCUACAAAACAAAUAGGAAAGCAGUUUUUCCCCUUUUUUCCUGCUAAAUAAUGUUUCUUCUAUUAUAUAACCUUAUGUUCUCAGAGUGUGGAGACAAACCUCUGAAUUAUUGAUGACAGAACUGCAUUGGAAAGACGGUGUAGCUGUUUGAGUUGUUACCUCUAAUUAUGGAGAAACAAAGAGUCGCAUUUGAGUUCAGUUUUCUCCGUUUAAAUUCUCAAAUCUCACUGCAGCUUUUAUUUGACCGUUUAUUUCAUCUCAAGCCACUGAAAAGUAUGUAUGGAGAAAAGGCCAAUAAUAGUCAUAAUAAAUACAAGAUUCUAAAAUUAAAGAGGAAAAAAUUGUUUUCCAUUUAUUGUGGGUGCAGAAUGUUUCAUAAUUAAAGAUUUGUUUUAGCAAUGUGGCCAAACUAAUCAGACCAGAUCUCUAUUUAUGUGGAGCAGCAAGUCACAAUAAAAAAAACAAAACAGACACUUAACUUGAGGACAUGGCAUGAAAUUCCUUUGUUUCAACCAACUGGGGUUAAAAAGGCAAAACAUGAAAAUGAAAAACAUACAAGUUGCUGAUUGGACUGAGAGGCGAACAAGAAAUCAAUAAAUCAUAAUGACUGAAUCCAUCACUCUUAAGAGACAACACACCUUUGAAACUCAUAAGUUGGCUGUAUGGAAAAACUACAACCAGAGAUCGCAAAGGCACUAAUUGUAAUAAUGUGAGGUUAUGACACGUUUCUUUCUGUUUUGUUUUUUUUUGUUUUAAAUGUUGUACCUGUAGAGCGCCAACUCAGUUUACAUAUCAAGGCACUUAAAAAUACCAAUAGGCUGAAUUCAAUUGUUUUAGGAUGAAGAAUAACUUUUUUUUUCAUCUGUUCAAAUGAAUUCGUUAUUACAAAAGAAUCAUUAACAUCCAUUUUCGUUGCAACCGCAACCAAGUAAAAAAUAAAUUUUUACUUGGGGGGCAACUGAGUCUGAUACCCCUGAAUAAACUUCAGUAGAGCCAGUUAACUUCAGAAGUCACUCAAUUAGUGAUUGAAAAGUGCAAGUGAAGAGUUACAGCUGUUCCUGGAAAGGCUCCUGACGUUUGUUAGAGAACAUUAGUGAACCAACAGCUUCAUGAAGAAACGCGCCCAACAGGGAUAAAGCUUUGGUGACGGUAUGAAAUAAUAUUUGAAGCUCUUAAAACUUAAGAGCUUAGGUUUGUAAACCUAUUGAAUUAAUUCAGUCCUUCAUUUGAGAAGAAAAUGGAACACCUGCAGCCUCUGACAGGACAGAGAAACAAGCUUUAUUUGAAGCUGAUAUCUGACGAAAAGUAGCUGGAAAAAGCCAAUUAAAACAGAGUCAUAAGUCCCAUUUGCAGCUUGCUACAAGACAUGUAGUGGACAGAAUAAAACGAGAUUUUUGUCUCUAGUUGUGCAAAGCAAAAGGUUUGUAAAUAGAUGUGUUUACAAACCUAUUCAUUCUUUCAGUUCACAGUUUAGUUUUAUGUGGUUUUAUGUGGUUUACCACAUAAAACUCCAACAAAACACAGGGACAUUUGUAGUUAAGUCACACAAUAUGAAAAAUGUCCGUAAGUUAUAUGUUUUCGGGACGCUGUAAUAUACAGAUCCCAUUAAAUACAUUCCAGUUGGAUCCAGAUUAUGACACAAAUCUGUCAAAACCACUUGAGGAUUUUAAUACUCAACUUCUCAAAAGUCAUUUGUCUGAGGAAGUCAUCGAAUUAACUUUUAGUCCCUCCAUCUUGAGCAAACAUGAGGCAAUGCUAAAGAGAGGCACCUAUUAACAGGAAGAAACCUAAAGCAGAAGCAAGCUCAGCAUGGUGUUGAUAGGACAAGAUGGAAAUGCAGAGGAAAAACAACAAGCACUGCGAAAGGAGCUCAGCAUGUUCUUUCUUUACUAUUUGUUUUGCUUUAUUUUUUAGCAAAGAAAAAAAAGACUGUAGACAAACUAAAUGGUGACAAUGACUCUGUCCUGGAAGUCAGGAGUAAUAAUAUCUUUGUUAAAAACAGAGUUUACCAUUUGGACAAAUGAUUAAAAAAAUUAUGUUGAAUUUUUUUAAAACAGAGUAGGAAAGCAUGUGAACAAGCUGUUAAAUGUACAAAUCCCCCACAGGGUUGUUUCAAUCUCAACAGCUUCUCCUGUGUUGCUGAGAGAAGAGAGUUUUUCCUUUAGUAGUGACUUUUCUGUUAAUGCAUUUGAGUCAUAUUGGUGGGUUGUAUUGCAGAGGCUCCCUGACUGUUGGGAGAAGCAUCCUCGACUUCAGAAGAGCUCUCCAGCUUAAGGUUCAACACCCUCGGGGGAGAAAUGUAGGCUUUAUAAGUCUUUCUUUUUUUACCCAGCAUGCUCUUGCUUUUAUUUACUUUGAACCUGUUUCGAGGCCUUUUUAGGAUUCAGUUCAUGAUCCGCUGCUUAAUAUGUAAAGGUGGCGAGAGUUUAGUUUCUUUGUCUUUCAAAAAACUUCAGCAUCAAACUAGAAGUAUUUUAGGCAGUAGGGAAAAAAAUCUCAGAAAAUGAUCAGUCGUCCAAGGCUUAUACAAUAAAUACCACUGAAACAUUUCUUUAAAUGUGAUUUUAAAGCAUGUGCUGAUCAACUCUUCAAACAUCAUAUCUCUAAUGCAAAUGACUAAACAUAGUUGUUAGAAAAUGUCCAGAAAGGAUCAGAUACAAUGCUAGGAAAGGUAAUGUCUUUUAUUGCAAAUUUCAAUAAACAAUCAAAAUUGUGACUUUUGAUUUUUAUAAUGCUACAAAGUCGGUAAUGUGUAGGACAAUAUUUGGGUGGCGCAAACCAGGAACAGUGUCCCACAGUUUGGUCAAGAAAAUCUAAAAGUGUUAAAAACAUAUUUGAACAAGUCAGAUUAAUUUAAAUGCUUGAACUUAGACUGUCAGGUUAACUGGUCUUUCUAAAUUGCCUUUAGGUAUCAGUGUGUGUGUGUGUCACCUUUCCUUUGUGUUGAGUUGUCGCACAAAAUCCCAGCAAAAUGCAUUGAAGUUGGUCAUUGUAAUGGUGUAACGCAUGCUUCAAAAAGUCAUGGGGUGUGAAUAGUUUUGCAAUGCACUGCAAACACAAACUUUAAAUGUGUCAAAAAUAAACAAAGCAAUCAGUCUGUAGCAGAAUGAGAAAAAUCAUACAUUCUUAAUUACCAUUUCAAACGUUAUUGUCACUUAACAUUUGAGUGAAAAUUACUAGAACCUGAAAUGAGGUCACUAGUGCCUCUUGAGUGCCUCUUGGCAUUUCUUCUUUAAAUCACAGGGAGUUACAGGUGGCUAAAGUGCGACUCAAAAAGGUUUACGUAAAGUCAGCUCUCAUUUUAAACUGCAGCAUUUAAAUGAUAAAUAAAUAAAUAAAUGUUUUGGUCACUGGUCACUGCCAUUUUUGCUCUGAGGCCACUGGCAUUUUCAAAGAAAAGUGGCAUCGACAUUUCUAACCUCCCAUUCCAUCAGGUUAGAAAGGCUCCGU
Messenger RNA from Poecilia latipinna (sailfin molly), 8040 nucleotides. It is a transcript of the gene polr3a, whose product is annotated as polymerase (RNA) III (DNA directed) polypeptide A. Gene Ontology annotation, molecular function: DNA-directed RNA polymerase activity; DNA binding. Bases 171 to 4343 code for a protein of 1390 amino acids. The transcript is spliced from 30 exons. Lineage: Eukaryota; Metazoa; Chordata; Actinopteri; Cyprinodontiformes; Poeciliidae. The record is from RefSeq and is a predicted model, not a curated record. Gene Ontology annotation, biological process: DNA-templated transcription.